Molecule: messenger RNA, 10625 nt
Organism: Caenorhabditis angaria
Lineage: Eukaryota; Metazoa; Nematoda; Chromadorea; Rhabditida; Rhabditidae
Source: the annotation of a GenBank genome assembly
AUGCAUCAAUCGAUAGGCUGCAAUCUAUCAAUUUUAUUUAUUUUUCUAUUAUCCUUGUGUCCUGCAAUAGUGUUAUGUAAUGAUGUUUAUUCGCUUGAUGAUAAUGUCGUUUUUGAGAAUCCCAACGUGGCGAAUGGCGGGUUUUUCGAGAAAAUGGUGAGAUUUUUGGGGUUUUGAACGAUGCUCCGCUUUAAAAAAAUUGAAAAAAAUUGGAAUUCGGGAAAUUCAAAACAUUUGUCUGAAUUACCCUAGACAACCUAUUAAAAUUUAAAAACCUAAUUUUUUUCCCUAAAAGUUGCAACCUGAAUUUUUUACGUUUCAUGAUUUAUUUGAAUUUUUUCUUCGAAAUCAGAUAUUGGAUUCCACAUCUUAACGUCUUCACUAAAAUAUAAGAAAUGAAAAUCUUCACCGAGACGAAAUUCUGUUAAAAAAUAAUUUCAGAUCAAAUUUAUAGUUUUUGAUUUUUAGAGAAAAAUUCUGAAUUCGUCUAGAAAUAUCCUUAAAAAUCCUGGAUUUUUUUCGUUUCAUGAUUUAUUUGAAUUUGUUCUUCGAAAUCAAAUAUGUGAUUCCAUUCUCAUUGGAUGCAUGAUUUGAUCAACAAAAAAUUUCGAUUCCAAAAUUUUUGAACCAAAAAUUCCUUCUCCCUGUCCGUUUUUUUAAAUGAGGCAUGCGUAUUUUCGACAAAAAGAGGAGGAAAGACCAUGAAAAGUACACAUAUUGACCUGAUUUGUUUGUGUCUCAUUGAAAUUAAAUAAGUACAUAGGCCUGUUAAUUAGCGGUUCUUAUUAUGAGGCAGGAAAUAGAAAAUAGAAAAUGGGGGAUAUUUUGAAGUAAAAAUAUAGUUUUGGAGCUCAAAAAUAGCUUUAAAAAUCCAGAAAACUUUUGAAUUUUUGUUCUCCAAACCCUCCCUAUUUUCCAGGCAAUCGAUCCAUCAACAACACGGGUUUUCAUCGGCGGUGUCAAUAAUAUUUUCGAUCUCGUCAGCUCGGAUUUAUCGAUUCGAAAACAUGUUCGAACUGGACCGAUGGAUGAUAAUCCAUUAUGUUUAGAUGCCAGAAAUCGACUCGAUUGUAAUCAUCCUCUAAUGAAGACCAAUUCACAUACAAAAGCAAUGGCGGUUUAUGAUAAAUCUUCGAAACUUAUUGAAUGUAGCAAUUUGUAUAAGGUGAGCGGGGUUUGAGACCAAAAAUUAACAGGAAAUGCUUAUUCUUGGAUUUUUUACGUUUCAUAAAUUGUUGCUAAUUUUCACCUCGAAAUCAAUUUUGAUUUUUUUGAAGUAAUCGUAAAAAAUUUAACAUUUUUAUCUAUUUUUGGCCAAAUUUUGAAGCUGUCAGGAAAAAAAUAAUAAUUUUACUCAAAUUUUAUCAGAAAAUAUUUUAAUAAAAACAUAAAAGCAACAUUGUUUCUUAAACCAAAAAGUAGUCAAAAAAUAUUAGCAUCAAUGUGAAUCAAAGCAAAAUUCACAUUAAAAAUGCUCAUUUUUAUGGGCUCUUAUUUACAUUACGUUUUUUUUCUGCAUAAAAGCGCCAUAAACAAGGGAACCUAAUUGUAAACGUUGUAAAUAAAAAUUAGUCAUAGGUUUUCCCACGGUUGUAAAUUUUUUAUUUAAAGUUUAUCAUGGGGUAAUAAAACAUUUGAAAAUUGGGCUAAGAACCUUUAGGAAGCUUUAGAAACUCUUAGGAACUCUUAAAAUCUCUAGGGACGUUUAGAAAAUUCUAGAAGCUCUUAGGAACCUUCAAAAAAUCUUCUAGAGCUUUUAGAAACUCUGAGAACACAUUAGGAAUCCCCUACUUUCCCCCUCAAAACCAUCGAAAUUUUGCAGGGUCGAUGCCGUCUUCGAAACCUCCACAACAUCACCGAAAUCCUCUUCGAAGCCUCCGAACCACGUGUCUCCAAUGAUUCGCAAUCCUCAGUCGUUCUUUUCGUCGGAGCCGGUCCCACAAAUCUAACAAAUGAACCAGUUUUAUAUGUCGGAGCAACUGCUGGCAACUCAGAAAUGGAAAUGAUGUCGGUUUCAACGCUGUUUUUGAGACAGAAAACGUUUGAACUCGUUUUUCCUGGAUUGUACGGGGGAACUCAUGUUUCGCUGGAUUUUAGCAGUAGGAAUCGAUAUAAUUAUCAGUUAGUAUUUUUCUGAACACAAAUUCUGGAAAUUAAACAAAUUUUACACGUGAACGUGACCUUGCCACGUCAUUCCCGAUCUCCAUUUCCAUUUCCAAAAAAAAAAACUCAAAUUUCUUCCAGAAUCGAUUACGUUAAUGGCUUCGAAGCUGGAGACUAUGCAUAUUUCGUCACUCGCCAGCGAUCUGAAAUCAACGAAGAUUCACCAAUUCAUUCAAGAUUGGUUCGAGUUUGUACUGGAGACAAAUUCUAUUAUAGUUAUACUGAAGUGCCACUCGAAUGCUCCUCUGAUGGUAUCAACUAUAAUCUAGUUCAAGAUGUUUAUGUCGGAAAAGCUGGAUAUGAAUUGGCAAAAUCGAUGGAUAUUUCUGUUAGUGACACGGUGAUUUAUGGUGUGUUUUGGGAGGGAUCGGGUUAUCGAUCGGAAUCGCCGACUGGAAAAAGUGCCAUUUGUAUGUAUACGUUGAAGGAGGUUGAGGCGAUGUUUAAGCAGAAUAUUAUGAAGUGUUUUAAAGGAGAACAGGAUUUGAAGAAGGUUGGUUUUUCAAUUGUUUUUGAGGGGAGAUAAAAAGUAAAGCCACGCCCAGUUUUCUGCAAGCCUCGCACAGAUUUUCUGAUCAUUUUGUUAUGAAAUAUGACAUCCGCCCCUUUCUACAAGCCUGGCACACUUUUCCGAUCAAAAAAAAGCGUGCGAGACUUGCAGAAAAGGGGCGGAGUCUGAGCCAUCUCAUUAUUGCUAUUAAAAUGAUUAGAAAAACCAUGCGAGGCUUGCAGAAAAAGGGCGGAGCCUAUAUUUUGUUUUUCUCAUCAUUUUGAUAUAAAAAAUGACAGGGUUUAGACUCCGCCCCUUUUCUGCAAGUCUGGCACACUUUUUAUGAUUAGAAAAAAGCGUGCGAGACUCGCAGAAAAGUGGGCGGAGCCUGAGCCACCUCAUGAUUGGUAUCAGAAUGAUUAGAAAAACCGUGCGAGGCCUGCAUAAAAGGGGCGGAGCUUAAAUUCUGUUUCUCUCAUCAUGUUGAUAUCAAAAAUGACAUGGUUUAGACCCCUUUUCUGCAUGUCUGGCACACUUUCUAUCAGAAAAAUGUCGGAGCCUAAACCAUAUCAUGUUUGAUAUUAAAAUGAUCAGAAAAACUAUGCGAUGCUUGCGAAAAGGGGCGUGGCCAAAUUUUGCCGCUAAAGCUCAAGUUCAUCCCAAAAUUCCCAUAUUUUCUUUCAGAACCUCCCCUGGUUUUCCUCAAAAACCCAAUGCCGCGCAACAACUCUUCCAUGGGAAGCCGUAAAAUGUGGAAAAGAUGUCAACGCGAAAAUCGGUGGAAAUGAGCCGAUCUCCAGCACCGCCACUUUUACAAUGGGAAACGAGGAACUCUUCACAUCAAUCGCAAUCAAUACAACAAGAUCGAGUACGGUAGCAUUUAUAGGAACACAAGCUGGAAGUUUGCAUAAGAUUUUGAUUGAUCGAAGAGAUUCGGCCGAAUUGUAUGAUACACAAGAUCUAACACCGGGAGAAUCGAUAUUGGCUGACAUGGAAUUCAGUGGAGAUGGAAAAUUUAUUUUUGUGCUCACACCGAAUCGUGUUGUCAAAAUGGCGACUUCGAGAUGUGAAUCACUGUCUGCCACGUGUUCUGGAUGUCUCGAGAAACGGGAUCCAUAUUGCGGUUGGUGUGUCAGUAAUAAUCAUUGUAGUCAAGAGGAGACGUGUGAACGAGAGGUGCCGCAUACGUCGAGAGGAUGGUUGGAUUUUCAGAAUAGCAAGUGUCCGAUGUGAGUAUGGUCUAGAAAUUUUUUGCGGGUUUCUAGGCCACCCGGGAGGGAAAUUUGGAACAUUUUGAUAUUAAACUUGGCCUAGAAAAUCGGAUUUUUGGAUUUCUAGGUCAUCAUUCUCUUUGGGUUGUAAUUUAGAGCAUUUUGAGACCAAAUAUGACCUGGAAAAUCGGAAAACUUUGAGAAUAACGAUUUUUUUUGAUAAAAAAUUGUAAAAGUUUCGAAAUUUUCAGAAAAAAACUAUCUAGAAAGUUAGUGAAAAAUCUUCAAAUUCCAAAAAAAAAGUCCUAAUUGUUUUUUUCCAGCAUCAAAUCCGUCAAACCCGACAAAAUUCAAAUGAACACGGCGGAUUAUUUGAAUGUGACCAUCGAAAAUCUGCUAGCCCCCAAAGGAAAACGUAUGCAAUGCGUUUUCACAUUCGAUUCCGGCGACACAGUCUCUUCUGAUCCACAGAAUUUCGAUGGAAGUUUGAAGUGCGCAACACCCACCAUGGAUAAAUUACCAAAAAUUGCCAAGGAUCAAUUCCAUUUGCCAGCUUUGUUGACUGUUGUUGCGGAAGGUGGGAUUUUUGGCCUUUUUUGGGUGAAAAACUGGAAAUUUCAACGUUUUUCUGAUCAUUUUGAUAUCAAAGUGUUCAAAAAACUGUGCCGGGCUUGCAUUAAAUUUUUUGCAGGAAGUAAACUCCCACUUGCCUCAUCGAAUUUCUCAUUCUAUGAUUGUAAUCGAUAUUCGACAUGUUCACAAUGUGCAGCCUCGGAAUUCCCGUGUGAUUGGUGUAUUGAAUCAAAUGAAUGUGUGGCUGGAAAAUUGACCGAGGAUAAAUGUCGAAAACAACAUAUUGUUAAUGGGCUGAAUGUGAGUAGUUAUCGGGCUGAAAAUUGGAGUUUUUUGGGCUUUUCUAGGCUCAAAAAUGGUCCCUUUAUUUGUCACAAAAAAUGCAAAAAAAAACCUGUAUUUUUUAUGUUUCAAAAAUUUUAUAUUAAAAAAAUCGAGAAUCGCGGAAUCGUUAAAUCUCGGAAGUGUUUGUGGUUCAAAUUAUCACCAAAUUUUUCCAUAACCAAAAUUUUUGGCUAGAAAAUGAGUUUUUGCAGAGAGAUGGAAGUUCGAGCCGAAAAGGUCCCUCGAAAUGUGCUCACGUCGUUGCUCCCGUCUCAAAAAUGUCGGUGGCUUCGGGAGAAAAACGAAACAUCAGUGUGAAAGUGGAGAAUGUCGACAUGUCCUAUAUGCACGAUUUUCGAUGUGAAUUUCGGUUUGGAAAUGCCGUGCAGGAACGUGGAGCUUUUCGGUCUUCUGAUGAUACUAUUACGUGAGUUUUUUUUUGGGGAAAAAUUUGGGAAAAUUGAUUUUUGCCACGUCAUAACUUCUAAAAUAAGCUAAUAAUAUCAGCUCAAAUUUUAUUAUCUGAAAUUUUUAUGAAAAAGUUAUGAUGUGGCAAAAACCAUAUUUUCUGCAAGUCUCUCACGGUUAUGUUUUAUUGUGCGAAGCUAACAAAAUUAGACCACGCCCACUAUUCUGCAAGCCUCGCACGGUUUUACUGAUCAUUUUGAUAUCAAAAAUGACGUGGUUCAGGCUCCGGCCCCUUCUCUGCAAACCUGGCACGCUUUUCUCAUUCACAAAAACUGUGCCAGACUUGCAGAAAAGAGGCGGAGCCCUGUUGUUUUAUAUCAAAAUGAUCAGAAAAGUCGUGCAGUAAAGCGGACGUGGUCUAAUUCUCAAAAAAAAAUCGAUUUUUUUUGCAGAUGCGCUGAAAUGCAAUUCGAACCCUAUGACCCACUUUCCGAAGGUUCUCUCCUAUACGGCUUCAAUUUGAUCUGGUCAUCAAAACAAUUCCGCAAACCCCACAUCAUCGAUAACAUCAACGCGUUAGCCAUCGAAGUCUAUUCGUGCGAAAAGCUCGCCGCAAAUUGCGGAAAAUGCCUGACGCUCAACGCGGAAAAAUUCGAUUGUGGUUGGUGUUCGACUGAGAAGCGAUGUAGUCGCCCGACUUCUUGUCAAGCACCGUCUCCCUGGCUCAAUUCCACGCAACUUUGUGCGAAUCCCGUCAUCGAGAAUUUCCAGCCAAGAAAAGGGACCAUUCACGGAGGAACUAAGGUCAUAAUUGAUGGAGUAAACUUGGGAAGACAUGUGUCGGAUGUGAUGCGCGCUGUUCAAAUUGCCAAUGUGCCUUGUGAAAUUGUGCCCGAAGAAUAUAUUCCAUCGGAAAGAAUUGUGUGUAUCACUGGAAAACCGCCGGGAAAAGGGUCGAACAGUCGAGGAGUUGUUGCUGUCACGUUUUCCAAUGCGAAUAAAGCGGAAGCCGCCAAAUUUUUCACACAUUCUAGCGACAAUUUCGCGUAUGUCGAACCUAAUGUAUCAAAUAUCAAGCCUAGAAAAGGUCCAAAGAGUGGAGGAACUGAUGUAACUUUGUUUGGAAAAGAUUUGGAUACCGGAUCUGAAGUUGUUGUGCGAUUUGGGAAUGUUGGAUGUGCGAUUUUGAGUAGGAACUCUAACAGUUUGACGUGUCGAAUGGGAGAAGCUGAAAAUAGUGGGCCACUUCCACUUCGUAUUUUCUUUGAUGGACAUUUGCAGCAACACAUCUCGAUUUAUUUUGAAAUGGAAUCCGAACCCGCAAUCAAUUCGAUCUCACCUGAUAGAACUAUUCUAUCCGGUGGAAUUCUUGUCGAUGUUCUUGGUGAAGGAUUCUCGCUUCUACAGAGACCUAGAAUGGUUUUCAUUGGAUUGGGAGAUGAGAGAAGUUAUGGAGCAUUGUGCAAAAUUGUGGAUAAUAAAUUGAUGAGAUGUGCCACGCCGAUUAUUCCGAUGAAACAUCCGCGAGCUGAGAUUGACUAUGCUUUUGAUUUUGAUGGAACUGAGAUGCAUCGAUCGAAAAUGAGAGUAUUGCCAAGUCCAAGUGUUGAAUUAUUCCCGGAGACCAAAUUCAUGAGACCUGGAGAUGAAAGUUUGACUAUUACUGGAAAUAAUUUGAAUCUGGUUGCAUCGGAGAGAGAUAUUUCGAUAACUGUUGGCGGAGAACCGUGCCCACUUUCCGCGUUGGCCCAUAAAGUUCUCACGUGUCAACCACCGAUGGAAAAACCGAAAUCAAUUGGAAAUCUCGAGCCGGAAGUUGUUGUGACGAUUGGAAAUGCGACUUAUAAAGUUGGAGAAUUGUCCUAUGAUUCGCCAACAUUUUCGUCUUUCUUGUUUUUGGUGAUUCUUGCGUUUAUUGUGAUGAUGAUUAUGUUGAUUAUUUGUUUGAUUGUGUUGUAUCGGAGGAAAACGAAUACUCAUCAACGGCAGAUGAAAUAUUUGAAAACACAGAUGGACACGAUUGAGAUGAAAGUGGCCACAGAAUGUAAGGAAGCUUUUGCCGAACUUCAGACAUCACUCAAUCAAUAUACCGCGGAUCUUCCGCUUGGCACACCAACCGCACCGUUUUUGGAAUAUAAGGAAUAUUGCGCAAGAGUUUUGUUCCCUAAUAGUGGAAAAAGUCAUCCGGUUCUCAAAAACUUGGAAGUUGAUACGAAUAAGGCGGAAACUAUCGAAGCCGGUUUGCGAGAAUUCCAUAAGCUUUUGAUGAACAAAACAUUCUUCUUGACAAUGGUUCGAACUAUGGAAGCGAAUAAGUAUUUUGUGGGCAAAGAUCGGGUUUAUGUUGGAUCGCUGUUGAUGGUGGUUUUGCAAGAGAAAAUGGGGUAUUGUACGGAGAUGUUGAAGCAAUUGUUGAGGGAAUUGAUUGAGAAGACGGUUGAGAAGAAAUUCCAACCCAAGAUUUUGUUUAGAAGAAGUGAGAGUAUUGCGGAACGGAUGCUUGCCGCUUGGUUCACAUUCUUGCUUCAUGAUCAUUUGCGGAAUUUUGACGCCGGGAAGAAAUUGUAUGAAUUGUAUUGGGGGAUUAAACAACAGAUGGAGAAGGGACCGCAAGAUGCGCUAACUCUUGAAGCUAGGUAUUCUCUAUCUGAGGAGAAACUGCUUCGCGCCACUUUUGAAUAUAAGGAGAUUACGAUAUUCAUCUCAUCGUCUGAUUCUGUGUAUAGUCAAGGCGAUAUUGCAGUACGGGUGUUGGAUUGCGAUACGAUUACUCAGGUUAAGGAGAAGUGUUUGGAUGUGAAGUUUAGAGGAUAUCGAUAUUCGGAAAGACCGUCGGCGUCGGAUUUGGAGUUGGAGUGGAAGACCGGGUUGAAUGGAAGGAUGAUUUUGCAGGUGGGUGGAAAUUUUGAAUUUUUGAAUUUCCCGCCAUGAUUCGCUGGAGCGCAUUUGCUUUUUUACUAUGAAAAUGCUUAGCUAAGAUUUAGUUAAAAAUUUGGCUGCGUACCUAUCUUCUCGACUGAGUAUUAAAUUAAAAUUACAUCUCAAUCACUUUGAAAUACCCGAAAAUCCUUAGGAAUCUCAAAAUUCGAUUUUUGGCCUGAAAAAUUUGAACUUCCCGCCAUGAUUCAUUCGCUGGAGCGCAUUUGCUUUUUUACUCUGAAAAUGCUUAGCUAAGAUUUUCCUAUUCAACUUCUUUGCUGAGUAUCAAAUGUAAAUUUUGGCUGCGUACCUAACUUAUAGGCUGAGUAUCAAACUAGCAUGAAAUGUUUCUGAAGUUUCGGGUUUCAUUUUAAAAAAUUUGAAAAUGUAAAAUUCACAAUCCAAAAAAAUGCCAAAAAUCAGAAAUCUAAGUUUCUGGAGAAAAAUUCACCUAAAAGUUAGCCUAACUUUUUUCUUCCAGGACAUUGAUGCAACUUCCCGAUCCGAAGGUUCAACCUGGAAAAGACUUAACACUUUGGCUCAUUACAACGUCCCGAACAAUGCAAUUCUAUCAUUGAUCGCAAAAAGCAAUUCCCUUUACAAUCUGGUGAAUUUUUCAUCGACGUGCGCCAAAUCCAUGGUCCACAAAAUCAAUUUUUUAUCUUUUGAAAAUAAUUUAUUUUUGCAGAGCAUUUUGUCGGAUCGAAGUGAGAAAUCAUCAUUAAGUUUGAAGAAUGUUGGAUCACCGAAGACCUGGGGAGCCGUAGAUCAUUCUACUAUAAAUUCGGCAUCGGUUGACACUGAUAAUGGAUAUAAAUUGUAUCAUUUGGUGAAACCAACCGAGCACGGACCAUCGGAUAGUCAGGAGAAAAUGGUGACGGAAAUAUAUUUGACACGGUUGCUGAUGAUGAAGGGAACUUUGCAAAAAUUCAUCAAUGAUAUGUUGGAAUCGAUAUUCUCCACAAGAACCUCUCCUUUACCCGCGUGUAUCAAGUAUAUGUUUGAUUUUAUGGAUGAUCAGGCAUUUGAAAAUGGGAUUAGUGAUCCGGAAGUUGUGCAUGCUUGGAAGAGUAAUGCGUUGCCGUUGAGGUUUUGGGUUAAUUUGAUUAAGAAUCCGUGAGUUUGGGGGUUUUAGGGAGGGGGCUCUAAAAAUACUGAAUUUUUUUCUCUGCAAAAAAAAUCCUGAAUUUUUUUUUCACCUGAAAAUUUAAUCCAAAAUUUGAAAUUUCUGGGCUGUUUUCCCAGCUUCUCAUUAGAAUCGGAAAUUUUUUUUUUAAUUUUUCGUUAAGUUGUGAUAACUUUCAAGAGCCAAAUUUUGAGAAUUUUGGAAUUUUUUAAAGCUCAGAUUUCGGCUCAGAUAUUCAUUUUGAAGUUAAAAAUAUCAGAUUCUUUUUUUUUUGCAAAAUGUUUCUCAAAAACCAUUUUUUUUUUCAAUAUUUUAACGAUUUUCUGAAAAAUCCUGAAUUUUCAGCCGAAAAUAAUUUGAGAAUUUCUCCCAAAUUCAAAAUUCUAAUAAAAAUUAAAACCUUUCAAAAUUUCACUGAAUUUUUUAUCUUAAUUUUGUCCUAAACAUCCCUAACCAAAUUUUUUUCCAGCCAUUUCCUAUUCGACAUUCCAAAACCGACAAAAGUCGAAGGUUGUUUAUCAGUUGUCGCUCAAACACUCAUGGAUGCUUGCUCAACACAAGAUCAUCAAUUGACCAAGGAUUCGCCGUCGAGUAAAUUAUUGUUUGCAAAAGAUAUUUAUCAAUAUCGAGAAUCUGUUGAUAGGUUGGUUAAUUUUUUGGAGGAGGGGGAAUGAGAAUUUGAAUUAGAAAGUUUGGAAGGUUUUGAAAUCUGGAGCAUUCUGGAUUGAAACAAAAAAAAAAUGAUAAUUUUGUUCCUAGUAGAACUUAUCGAUUUUUUUAUUUUCACCAAAUAUUAAUAUUUCUGUUUGCAAUUUAUCGAAUUCUCACCAAAAUUUUCAAAUUUCUGAUAUUUUUGAAACGUAAAUUUUUGGGUUUUUGUGAAAUUUCUGAAAAUUGCUUUUUUUUUGUUUUGCUUUUAGAAUUUAAUAAUCAAUAAAGAAUACCUCAAAUUUCAAAAAAAAACCUGAACUUUUGAAUUUUUGAAGCUAUGUUUAUAAUAUUCAAAAUUUCAAAAAAAAAUAAAAGUAUUGUGAGCAAAGAAAAUGAAAAUCUGAAAUUUUCAAAAUUUUCCAGCUACUACACCGAAAUCGCUCAAAUGCAACCAAUCGAUGAUCAAGAAAUGGCUCAAAUUCUAUCCAACGAAAGUCGUCAACAUUCUGGAGAAUUCCACGUAUUCUCCGCGUUAAAUGAACUCUACAAAUAUCUCGAUCAAUAUAAAGAAAGUAUUAUGGAUGCUCUAGAAUCUAAUGAACAUGCACAAGCAAGUCGAUUAACUGGAAGACUUCAAGAUUUGCUGGCAUUGAUGGAAUCGGAUUAUUAUCGAGGUGGAGCUGCCACGGAUUAUGAAAGUUCGACACUUGGUUUGGGUUACAAUUCGAAUAGUCGACUUAUGCCACGUGAUCAUAUUUGA